Molecule: messenger RNA, 3002 nt
Organism: Zeugodacus cucurbitae (melon fly)
Lineage: Eukaryota; Metazoa; Arthropoda; Insecta; Diptera; Tephritidae
Product: transferrin
Exons: 4
Coding region: 609-2756 (715 amino acids)
Biological process (GO): iron ion transport
Cellular component (GO): recycling endosome; plasma membrane; early endosome
Source: RefSeq, a predicted model, not a curated record
CAGUGCGCUCAUGAAAGCUGAGCUGAGCGUGAGAGUACGUCGUAAACCGGUUUCCCCGAGCGCGUUUCAAAGUGCGCUUUUACGGCAAUGAUUUCAAAAUUUCAAAUGUAAACAAACAUUUUCGAAAAUAAACGCUCAGUUGUUGUGCGGCGAUCGCAGCGAGUAGUUUGUUGUUGAAUGCAAAAGCUCAGCGUUGAAGUCGGACUUUAAUCAAGUGGAAAGAAGAAGCUGCUUAAAACCCGACAGCUGUCAAUAAUUAAACGGAAUAAACUUGUGUAAUUCAACGGCUGUUACAAUUACAAAGUGGGCGUUUUUCAAGUGAUAACGGUUACAGAUCUGGUUUUUAUUCAAGAACCAACCAUCCACAAAUUGGCGUCCUAUGGGACUUUCGAAAGUGCAAAGCAAUUAAUGCUUACAAAUUAAGUGCGAUAUUGUGCAAUAUAAGGGCUUUCCAUGCUAUUUUAAUUACAAAAAAACACACACACACAUCGUAGUAAACAAAGCGAGUUAUAUUACAACUAUAGCGGUGAUUAAAAUCAUUUCUGGAAAUAAUAAUAAUAAAUAUUAUUAACUAAUACGAGUGUAUAAUUGUCUGCUCUGUGUUGUUGAUGAUGAUGUUCGCAAUCGGGGGGCGUUCAUUUGUUUUGUUGCUACUGGCAAUCUUAUCAGUGCUUCAUGCCGAAACCAGCGCCGAGAUGUUUGACGAUGGAAAGUUGCGUGUCUGCAUUGUCGAAUCGCGUGGCACAUAUCGCAAAACGCCGAAAUUCUGCCCACUCCUGGAAUCCACCAGUAAUAUUGAAUGUGUGAUUGGUGUAGAUCGGCUGGAUUGUAUACGGCGCAUACAUAAAGGUACCGCACAUUUCGGCGUACUCUCGGCCGAAGAGCUAAUAGCAGCGCGUUGGGCUAGCGUGGAAAUACUAGUUACAAGUGAGAUGCGCUCACAUGAAACGAAUUUCGAAUAUGAAAUAGUGGCGGUGGUCGACAAUGAAGCCAACAUACAUACAGUACAUGAUUUGCGUGGCGCAAAACUGUGUCAUCCCGGUUAUGGUAUGGGCAAUCAUUGGGCUGAGGUGUUAGCUAAUUACUUCGAAUCGACAUUGAUUUCGAAAUCCUGCAAUCCAGAGAUCUCACUGACAGAAGAUCGCAUUAGCGCUUCGGCUAAGUAUUUUGGACCCAGCUGCAAGGCUGGACCUUGGGUGCCGGAUCCGAAACAGGAUCGUUUACUGAAAGAUCGUUACCCGUCGCUAUGUCAGCUUUGUUACGAUUCAUAUCGCUGCGAUGUUGGCGACAAGCAUUGGGGACGUCGCGGCGCACUGUAUUGUCUCACAAAUGGUGUUGGCAAUGUUGCUUGGGCGCGACUAGAUGAUGUGCGCAGUCACUUUGGCUUAACCGGUCUGCCAGCGCAGGCUAAUCCAAGCGAGUACAGCUACCUGUGCGCCGAUGGACAUCUGCAGCCCAUCACGACAGAGCGUCCGUGCGUUUGGGUUGCAAAACCCUGGCCUGUCAUAGCGGCGCGCCGUAGUCACGCUGCGCAGAUACAAAAUCUAGUCGCCGGCUUGAACCACAAUGAACCGAACAGCUGGCAGAAUGCCUUACUAAACCUAUUGGAGAAUUAUCACGUGGAGAUCGUGACUUUGGAUAAUGUCAUACCCAUCGAUGACUAUCUCGAUCAGGCACCAGCUUUUCAGAGCGCAUAUAGCUUCCCCGAAUGUAAUCCGCCGCGCUCGAUAGUUUACUGCACUACAUCCAUAAUUCAACAUAUUAAGUGCUCAUGGCUGCAGGAAGCCUCACAAGUGUAUGGCGUCGAACCGAAUAUCCAGUGUAUACGCUCCGAAAGCUUAGAUUCUUGUAUGGAUGAUAUAAAAUAUAAGGCAGCCGAUGUGGUAUUGGUCGAUCACGAGAAUCGUAUACGUGCACAACGUGACUACAAUCUUGUGCCGAUACUUUACGAAUUCUCACAGGAUAUGCACGACCGUUAUGCCGUCAUAGCUGUGGUGCAUAAGGAUUCGAAAUUCAAAUCAUUUGCCGAUCUUGAAGACGCCAAAGCCUGUUUACCCUCAUACGAAGGACCCACACAUCUGUCGGUGCAGGAAACUAUUGUAAAUGUGACACAACGCAUGACCACACUACAAUCGUAUUUCCAUCGUGACUCGUGCACUUGGCAUCCGAAUGCACAUCGCACCUGUCCGGAUACGUAUCGUGGCGAUGAGGGCGCUUUACGUUGUCUAGCCGAAGGGGGUGAAGUGGCUUUCCUCAGCUCGGAUAUAUACAAAAACUAUACAGUGGGAAAUAUAACAGCGAAAUGGGUGCGUGACAGCGGUCACAAGUCCUUCCGCGUUUUAUGUCCCUACGGUACGAAUGAACGUCACUCGAAAUUCGAGUAUUGUUACAUGCACUGGACUACACGUGGUCAUCUGAUGACACAUAACAACUCGUUGACGCGCAGCAAUGAAAUCUAUAAUUCUUUGCGUGACAUCGAUCAGCUCUUCGGCAAAAGCUAUCGCCCCGAAACGCGUCCAUUCACCAUGUAUGGCAUUUUCGAUAAACGUAAUAAUGUCAUGUUUCACGAUAAGACGGAUGGACUUCGUGGUUUAGUCGACUUGAAGGCGGAUAAUUCAAAACGCAUUAUGGAGGAUAUAUUCGAGAAAUAUGUGCAAAACGUUUAUGUCGAUCCGAACGCGAGUCAGACGUUACAGAGCUCGUUAACUCUGCUAGUAAUAACGACACUAUUAGUUGUAAGAAGAAUAUGGCUCUGAAUUGUCGGAGUUUAUAUAGGCACUUAUAUAGUUUUAAACAUUUCAUUCACACUUAGUCAUUAAUUUAAUAUUCUAACGAUAUUUGUGAGACGCGUUUUAAGUGUACUAUUUAAAAUGUAUGCAAUUUUGUGAUAUUAUUUUAUACUCUACGUUUGUAUUUUUUAUAAACCAAAAGCCAUCUAAGUAUGUUUUAACCGCUUGCAGGUGUCUGUUUAUGCCAAUAAAUUUUCUAUAAAAAUCGUUUAA